AUGGAAGCCCCGAAAAAGAAAGAUGAAAGAAAGGGCAGAUGGAAGCCGUUUUGGAGGAAAAAACUGUCACGAUCGGGAUCCCCUACCCCUCGACGUGAGACCUCGCAAUCAUCGGCAAAUGAGCGUGUGGGCAAUGAAGACUCGAACUUGCCAAGAUCCUCUUUGUCAAUCCAUGCACCUGCAACGGAUAAUGAACAAGCUACUGAGGCGCCUGCAUCGACUUCUCUCUGGGAUAAGGCCUACGACUCCUUGAAAGAAGACGAAGAGAAGAAAAAGCUCCUUGAAGCCUAUGAAGAACUUGCUAAAGGACAAAUCUCAGCCUUACCAACUUCGGACACUAAUGGUGACCCAUCUCCUGUCACAAACCAGAUUCCACAGCAUGAUGUGGCGACCCGCGAAGAAAGGCUCAACAAGAUCAGCACACUGGGACUGGAGCAUGUGGAGGACAAAAAGGUCACACUAACGCUGUUGGGUCACAAAGUUCCUCUACAGCAAGCCGUCUUCAAUAUAGGCACUGCUGUCCAGAGGACUCAGAAUCUUGUAAAAGAUGCGAUCAAGGACGUGCCAUACGCACCCAUCGUGAUAGCCUGUGUCUCACUCGUUCUUCCUCUAUUAACACAUCCCUCAGAGGUCGAGACAGAAAACAGCGAAGGUUUUGCCUACGUCACGUCCCAAAUGCGCUACUAUGCAGCCAUGGAGGAUCUUCGUUUGCCCGGGGAAGAGAAAUUGGAGGUCAAGAGUGACAUUGAACAGCGGGUCAUCGAUCUAUACAAGCUUAUCAUCGACUACCAAGUUCAAAGCAUACUCAGAUUUUACCGGCACCCGGUCAGGGAAUAUUUCAGAAGUGUCGUGAAAUGGGAUCCCUGGGAAGAUAUGCUGGAAAGCAUUAAGGAAGCAGAACAGUUGCUGGAUUCAAAAUUACAUGCGAUAAUGUCAAAGGCAUCUCUGAAAGUGCUGGAAAACAUGUCUCAAGAAGCGACAAAACUGCGCGAGCAGCUGAAAAGUGAUCUGCCAAAGCUCAUUUCUAUUAGCCAAGACAGCAACAUCAUCCUACGACGGAUUGUUGAAAGGCUCUCUAACGACACAAAUGGGCGCGUUCUUAAAGAUUUCACAAGAAGAACAAGUGACCCCAGGUUCGCUAAAAAAAGAAUUGAGAGUACCAAAGGCGGCCUUCUCAAACCAUGUUACGACUGGAUCCUGAGGCAUGAAGACUUUCUGCACUGGCGACAUAUCCCAGAAAAUCGGCUGUUGUGGCUCCGGGGAGAUCCAGGCAAGGGCAAGACGAUGUUGAUUUGUGGCAUCCUGAAUGAGUUGAUUCAAUCAAGCGUUCCCACUGCGACAGUUUCAUUCUUUUUCUGUGAAGAGGCUGAAAGUGUAGCAAACAAUGCCUCGGCCGUUCUACGUGGCCUGAUAUACCUGCUUGUCAAGCAGAACCCAAAGCUCAUCUCCCACGUCGAAGGAUACAAUCUAUCAGAUGACCGCAAUUCAUGGUUCAUACUUGUUGACAUCCUGGAAAAGAUCCUUCAAGACCUCUCCCAGAGAACCACCUAUUUGAUUGUGGAUGCGCUUGACGAAUGCAAAUACGAUCGCAAAAAUUUGGUCGAGCUAAUCACAAAUUCGGCAUUUCCCAACGUCAAGUGGGUUGUUUCCAGCAGAAACUGGGGGGAAUUCAAAGAUAACUUGGGUGCCUCAGCCAAGGUGGAACUCCAUUUGGAGGAAAAUCAAGAGGCGGUCUCCCAGGCUGUUCGUGACUUCAUUGGCAUAAAAAUGGAAGAACUGGCUAGUAAAAAAGGUUACAGCCCUGAAGUACAGCGCUAUUUAUCAGAAAAUUCACAGGACACGUUUCUUUGGGUAGCUUUGGUUUGCAAACGUCUGGCCAAACCCAAGUACCAAUCAUGGAACGCUGAAGAGCUGUUGAGGCAAUUCCCCCCUGGGCUAGAGCCACUCUACGAGAGAAUGAUCGAUAGAGUUCGCAAUUCUCCAAACUUCCGCAGUUGCAGCGGGAUAUUGGCCGUUGUUUCCAUCGUCCACCGGCCGAUUACACUGAAAGAGCUAGGAGUUCUCGCAGUCUUACCUUCAGGCCUCCCUCGAGAUUGUAUCUCAGCCCUGGAGUUUCUUGUCAACCAAUGUGGCUCCUUCCUCGGAAUCCAAAAAGGAAUAGUUUCUUUUGUUCAUAAAUCGGCAAAAGACUACCUUGUCGAACAUGCUGCGGAAGAUAUCUAUCCCUCGCAGGUGGGAGAAGCACACCGUAGUAUCCUUCUUGGAUCACUGAAAGCUAUGGAGACCUUGCAUCAGGAUAUCUGGGGACUCCAGAGCCCAGGUGUUUCGAUUGAAGAUUCAAAACCACCUAAUCCAAAUCCUUUGGCCCCGUUGGAAUACUCUUCCUUCCAUUGGAUCGAUCAUCUUCACGACUGCGAAGAAAAUGCGAUGAUCGAAGCUCUUCAGGCUGAGGGUCCUGUGGAUAGGUUUUUCCGACAGAAACUUCUCCAUUGGAUAGAGGCUUUGACUCUGCUCCGAGAGGUAUCGACUGGAGUAAGCUCGCUUCUCAAAUUGGAGGCUAGCAUGAAGGUAGCUAUCAAAGACCUCUCUGGCGUACCAGCGAAUCUUGCCGACCGUGUGCGCGAUGCCUGUCAAUUCCUCAGAGCUCACAAGCCGACGAUCGAGGAGCAUCCACUGCAGCUUUACGUUUCGGCCUUGAUCUUUAGUCCGAUCAAGAGUAUUACAAGAGAAACUUUUGAUACGGGGAAAGAGAGACCAAAGUGGAUUUCUAAGACGCCGGCGAUGAGAGAUUAUUGGAAUGAGUGUUUGUUAACCUUGGAGGUUUCUCGUCACCUUGUGGCCAAGACAAUAGCGUGGUCUUCAGAUGGUUCAAUCUUAGCAGCUGCUAUGUCGAAGGAGAUCAAAAUCUGGGAUGCAACAACCGGCCACUGUCUCGAGGUGUAUCCCUCCGAUUAUAUUGUGAAACCUACUGCAAUGGCAUUUCAUAUACUCAAUGAGCGACUGGUUGUGGCUGUCGGCAGUAUGAAAAAUGCGGUUCGUGCGGUCGUUUUAGAUCUAAGUCGCGGCCAGUAUGGGCCAUUGCUUGAGAGCGACAGCAGGUUGACAAUAAAGUCACUAGUUUGGUCUCUGGAUGGUACAAGGGUUGCUGGGGCAGCUCAAGAUCAGACCGUCAAGAUAUGGGAUGCGAGCACUGGGCGACUCUUAUCAAGUCACGAUCUGCUCUACCCGACUCCACUUCCGGGUAUUGAGGAUAUCGCUGAGUUGGAAUCUGAGAUCAAAAAGUGGGACCCGGCAAUAGAUCAGUGUAUCGCUCUGCUUGAAGGUGGAAGCAGAGAUGUCUCUCAAGUCCGGCCUCAAGAUCAAAUUGCUAUUCCAGGUCCAGGUUCUGUGGGAUUCAGGCUUUGGGAUUUGAGGAAAGCUGAGCUUCAACGGGUGGAGAAUAAACACCAAGGGUACAUUACACUAGUGUCUUUCUCGCCUAGCCGAUCCCAGCUUGCAACAGGCUCUCAUUCUGGUCUGAUCGAGUUGUGGGACCCAUUGACAGGUCAAUGCUCGCACACUUUUUCAGGUCACGGUGGACCAGUUGCUGGGCUAAGUUGGGCCCCUGAUGGCACCCGCCUUGCCUCCACAUACAGUGAUCACACCCUAAAGAUCUGGAAUGUGGGAAUGCAAUCCUCUGACUUGAUGGCGGAUGGCUAUUCGGGGCCAGUUUGGCAAUUAGCGCUCUCGCCAGACAAAGCUAAGCUUGCAUCUCGAUCCGAACAUAGUAUCAUGGUUUGGAACACGACAACCGGCGAGUUGAUAAUUACACAUGCCCGUCGCAGGGAGGAUGGGAGACAAGGCAGACUUCGCGAGGUCUACUGGUCACCAGAUAGCGAGCUAGUUGUGACUGGUGUGUCUAGGAAACAUGUCAUUAUCUGGAAUGCGAAGACGGGCGAAGAGUUCCGUUUGAAUGACAGUGGCUCACUUCGAGUCGAUGAAAUCUCGUGGUCACCCGACAGCACGAAACUCGUGAUGAAUGACUACUUGCUCCUUCACAAAGUUUGGAUCUGGAACAGGGCAAGCAACCAAAUUACUAGUUUCGAUAUCCCUCCGGAGGCCAAGUUCGUUGGUUGGUUCCCAGAUAGCACACGACUCAUGUUCAGAUCACCGGGCGACCAAGGUUGCAAGUUCACUAUCGGAGCUUGGGGGUCGAAUGCGAACGAGUCAGUUUUCGAAAACGGAAGCUCAUGGAAGCCUGUGUUUGCUGGACUUCUCACCCUGGGAAGAAUCCGUACGACGGCUUGGUCGCAUGAUGGAACCCGUCUUGCUGUUGUUGAAGUCCGGGGAAAGGCCAGCAAUGAACUCAAGAUUUGGAAUUUCUCAACGGGAAAAUGGGACGUCACAGUACCUGACCUUGAAACGACUUCAUCAAUAGCAUGGUCCCAGGAUGACACUCGGCUUGCCCUGGCAAUGGCGGAUUCUAGGCCGAUCGAAAUUUAUAACACCACCACGGGCCGGUGUGUCAGGAUUGUUGGAUCCAGAGAUAUCAAAUUCACGCAAAUCGAGUUUGAUAAGCAACACCCUUACUAUUUGCACACCAGGUUUGGAACAUUCGACACCGAGCCUAUGAGAACAGAAGGCUCCUACAACGAACUGGAAGUUUCUCAAAUGGUUGGUUAUGGAAUAAACAUUGAGGAAACCUGGAUCAUGUACCAGGGAGAACGAGUUGUCAAGAUACCGCUUGACCAUCGUGGACUUCGAAGUCACAGGAAGCAAAUUUUCGCUACGGUUCCUGGCAUGUGUUUCUUUGGCUGCAAUUCAGGCCAUGUUCUUAGUUUCGGGGAUUCAAGGAACUAG
Penicillium robsamsonii is the source of this 4839-nucleotide messenger RNA. Its product is annotated as NACHT-domain-containing protein. The transcript has 3 exons. Bases 1 to 4839 code for a protein of 1612 amino acids. Lineage: Eukaryota; Fungi; Ascomycota; Eurotiomycetes; Eurotiales; Aspergillaceae. The record is from RefSeq and is a predicted model, not a curated record. Gene Ontology annotation, molecular function: protein binding.